UAAAUCUUAAUAACGAAAAGACCAUUUAGCGGAUUUUCUUCUCUUCUGCUCAUGAUAGAAGACUCAACGCAUCAGACACAGCGACUCAGCGAGAAAGACAGAGAGAUCGGCGUAGCUAGGGUUCUUCGAGUCCAUGGCAGGGUCUGGGAGUUCAAUGCUCUAUUCAUUUCUCCUAUUCAUUGUUAUUCUCUCCCUUCAAGAGAUGUAUCGAGGGAAGUUGGCGUCGACAGAGUUAUUUACCAUACUUGGAGGCUUUAUCAGUUCUCUGCUAUUUCUUGUGUCGCUAACAUUCAUUGGCAACUUCCAAGAGACAUCUGGCAUAAAGACGGGAUGGGGUGCUGUUAUACUAGCUGAAGCAAUCGCUCUAAUUGCCGCGAGCACUGUCCAUCGCGUUUGUAUCACAACCUGUUUCUUGUUCUCUGCUGGACUACUGUAUGAGGUCAACAAGCUCUCAGGAGUAAUGCUUUCUAAAAGUGAAUCUAAAGCAAGAAGGCUCUAAGAAGGUGUCAUGCCCUAAUUAAGUAGAGUGGUUAAUCGUUCAUCUUGGCAUUCAUCUAUGCUUUGAUUUAUUUUUUUUUAUUUUGCAAUGCAUCAUGUCUGUAACUUUGUGAACCUUGAAAAUGGCCAACGUAGAGUUUUUGGAUUAAGAAAAUUCUGACAAUAAAAUAUUGCUGAUAACGAAUAGUCUAUGUUCUAGUUGUUUUGUCUUUCAACCAGAAAACUAUUGACUAUGUAAUACUCAUGGAGUCAUUUGCCUGAGAAAGUGUAAAGCAGAAGUAAUUCAUGCGUGAA
Messenger RNA from Tripterygium wilfordii, 792 nucleotides. Its product is annotated as keratinocyte-associated protein 2-like. The transcript has 5 exons. The record is from RefSeq and is a predicted model, not a curated record. NCBI's taxonomy places the organism in Eukaryota, Viridiplantae, Streptophyta, Magnoliopsida, Celastrales, Celastraceae. The coding region runs from base 134 to 499 and encodes 121 amino acids.